UUGUAUUUCUUUUUAUUUUUUUAUUUUAACAAAACAUCGAUAGCACAAUGAGAUAGGUACUCUGAGAUACUUAUCAAAAUACAGCAUAAUUGUUAAAGUAAAUGAAUCAUAAAAAUAUAAUAACCAUUGAAUCUUAUAAUAAUGAAAUAGACAACCAGGAUUUAAAACAAAAAUGUAGGAUCGUCUACAGCAAUGGGUAGGAGGUGGAUAUUUUUAUUAGCAGCUAUCGUAGCUACAUUGCAUUUCUCCAUAAUUCUAUUUAUGUUGAGCCCAUUGUAUUUUGCUAAAAAUUCUUAUUAUGGAGGCAGUUACGCAAAUCGCCUUUCUUUGAGGCAGCCAAAUGUAAACUGGUGCAAAGAAUUGAGGUUUCGUGUUCCACCAUCUAAUAAUGUCGUAGCUUUGGUGUCCUAUCCUGGAAGCGGGAACACUUGGCUGCGAUAUCUCUUGCAACAAGCUACAGGCAUUAUGACAGGCUCAAUAUACAUGGAUUAUGGUUUGAGAGUGCAUGGCUUUCCAGCGGAGAAUGUGACCAAUGGAUCAGUACUAGUUGUGAAAACUCAUGAAGGCCCUCCGUCUGAUAACAAGUUUCAAGCCGCUGUAUUGCUCAUAAGGAAUCCUAGGGAUGCCAUAUUGGCUGAUUUUAAUAGAAUCCACAAGGGCCAUAUAGGCACAGCCCCAAAGUCUGCAUUUAAAAGAAAAACAAGGGAACAUAAAUCUGACUGGGCGACAUAUGUGUCAGUAGAGCUGAGAUCCUGGGAAAGCACACACAAGCAUUGGUUGAACGACUUUCCCGGGCCCAUUCAUAUUGUGUUCUAUGAAACUUUGGUGGACAGGACCAGACCGACGAUACAGGGGAUUUUGGACUUCCUAAAUCAUACUGUUACGGAGGAGGACAUGAAUUGCGCGAUGUACAACAAAGAAGGUAUUUACAGAAGAAGAAAAAAAUACACAGAUUUCGAUCCGUUUACGCCGAACAUGUAUGCGGCGUUACAAACUGUAAGAAAUCGAGUGCGGGACAUGGUCAUAGAUUAUCAAAGAACUCACAAUCGCACAGAGUAAAAAUUAUUGCUCAUAGAUAAAUUAUAGUUCAAAGUUGUAGAUAAAGUAAAAAUUAUGAAUUGUUUUCUUUUCAUAUUUAGAAUAGGUGAUCUCGCCUAUGCACAUAUUUUUUCUGUAUAUCACAGAAAAUGUAUGCGGUCGUGACUAUUUGACUUGACUCAAUGUGAUUAAUUUUUUUACCAUAUUUUAAUUUAACAUUAUUUUGUUUAAAACAACAUUUUAUGCAGUGUCUCGUCAACUUGUGUCGUCAAAUGUCAUAAUAUUAACUGUUUUUUUUUGUACCUGAAUUAACAAAAAAGUAAUGUCUUUUCACCUUUUUUUUAGAUUUUUUUUUCAUUGUAUUCUUUUGUAUAAACUUGUAGUCUAGUUUUAAUAAUACUCAUUUAUAUUUGUUAUAUUAUCUUAAAUAGUACAAUGGAAGUUUCUUAGGCCUAAUGCUAUUUAUAUGUUUUUGUAGUGUAAGUGUUGUAUAGGUGUUUAAUUAAAUAAAUUUGCUUUCAUAUAUAUAUUAUAUAUGCUAUCAGAAACCCCGAAAAGAUAAAGUUCCUACUAUAACGAACUAUGUACUUAAUUGAGGAAACUCAUAUUAUAUUUAUAUUUUUUAAUAUUAUUAUACUGUUAUGUAUACUUGUUUGUUAGUUGCUUUAGUAAGGAUUCCUUUAGUAGUUCAUAUUAUUUAAUUUUUACUUUUUAGUAUCUUUUCAGACGAUUAGAAUUUCCCGUUAUAAUUAUAAGAUUGUAAAUAAUGUUAUUUAGUAUAAGUAGGUAAAAAUUUUAAUUAAACAUAAAUGUUCAAUGUGUGAUGUAUUAAAACUUAGAAUAAAUAAAUUAAAGCAUUUUUUAUAUGUUAAACAGUGGUUUAUGUAAACUUCCAAUUAAUUUUGGUAAAAAAGGGAUAUUGAAGAAAUAUUUCCCAUAAUUUCUUGCCUACUAGUCACAAAUAAUUGUUGCAAUGUAUAUUGUCUUUUGCAUCGUGUUGAUAAUAUUUAGCGCAUAAAAAUCUACAAAUUAUUAGUAAACACAGUACCUUUAAGUAAAAACCACGUCAUAUAAUAAAGUAUAUAAGUACAUACCCAAAUUGUAAACUUUGCUUCAAAAAAGCCAACUAAUACAUGUGUGUAUGCGUAAAAUAUUACGCCAACAAAUGUGUGUAUGCGUAACUAAUUUUGUCUUGGCGUUUUUUUCACGAUUAGUAACUAAUAUGUACUUUAAAAUUCAUUUUAGCUUUGAAAAAAAAAAUGAUAUUUCAGUGUAAGGUAAAUAAAUUGAUUCUUGCUUGUUCAGCCACAUCUAGUCUCAUUUGUUCUAGUCAAAUCUGUUAUUAGAUAAAAUAUAUGUUGUUUUUGAAGUAACUCGUGUUGGGGUGCUUUUCCACACGAUGUACGAGGAUGUGUAGCGAGGAAUGUGUUUGUAAAUAACCAAUAGUAUCGCUUCAAAUACUAAACGCUUCGAACUUUGAACUAAAUUAAGUGAUAUGAUUGGACAAACACAUCCCUCGCUACGCAUCCUCACACAUUAUUGGUGGAAAAGCAACCUUAUAAUAUUGUUGUUGGUUUAAGUAAAUAUGAACAUUGCAGAACUCAUUGAAUAUAAAAUUAUAUGCAUCCGAUUGAAACAAAUCAGUAUUAAAAUAAUUGAAAUGCCAAAGUUAAUAUACGUAUUUAUUAUGCUUGGAGAGUAUGUGAAAAUUAGAUUAUUUUUCUGUCUUCUAAAUAAUAGUGAGUUAGUAAAAAAUUAAAUGUUUAACUUCUUUUUUUGUAAUGUUAACGUAAUAGCCGUCCAGAAAAUCAAUAUACCCUUAAAUCUACUAUACCUAAAAUAAU
Messenger RNA from Colias croceus (clouded yellow), 2882 nucleotides. RefSeq names its product WSCD family member AAEL009094. Lineage: Eukaryota; Metazoa; Arthropoda; Insecta; Lepidoptera; Pieridae. Gene Ontology annotation, molecular function: sulfotransferase activity. The coding region runs from base 193 to 1059 and encodes 288 amino acids. The record is from RefSeq and is a predicted model, not a curated record. The transcript is spliced from 5 exons.